CGUAGCUAGUGCUGCUUAAGGCUGCAUUGCUGCAAGUGCCACCCACGCGAGCGCUACGCAUACAUACAUACGCAGCAAAUCGCGCUCCAACCCAGGACGCUGCGGCUGUUUGCAUUGCGAUAGCUAUAUCAGGCCUAAUCAGGCUGCCCGGCACGGCGUCGAGGAUCGUGCGCAACCAAAAAUGUCGGACUCGCUCCUGCGCCAGACGGCGCGCGCGCGGCCGCGCAAGGUGCCGCGGCGGCUCCGGCACGACGGCACUUAUGCGCGGGCGACGAACACGUACAACCUCUUCCUGGUCAUGACGGUCAUCGCCGUCGCCUUCUUUUUCCUCCUUGCCAGCACGCUCCACGGCAGCGGCCUCGAGGCGGCCGAGCGCGGCGACUUCUCCCGCGGCGGGGGGGACCACGGCCUGCACGCGCUGCGCCGGAAUCGCGCGCACGUGCCCCACGUGCCCCACGUGCCCCACGUGCCACACGUGCCCCACAUUCCCGCCGCGCCGGAGCCGGCGCCGCCGCCCCGGCGGCCCGUCGACGACGCGCCGGUGCCGCCGCCGAAGCUUGAUGUGUGGGAGGACCCCGUCCUGCGGAAGGACGACGCCGCCAUCGCGGCCGAGCUCGCGCGGCCCGACGACGCCGAGGCCGCGGCGUCGAAGCGGCGCGCCCUCGCCGUCGACGCGCGGAAAGCGGUAGAGGCCGAGAUGAAGGCGAGCGCGGGGCCCCUCAAGGCCAUCCCCGCGGACAGCCCCUACAAGCCCUGGGCGCUCGACGCGAAGAACCAGCGCUGGCGGCUCCAGGCGAUGCACCCCGGCGAGAACCCGAGCGCCGCCCCGGCCGACGCCUGGAUCUCAAAAGCGGAAGAGGCACGUAAAAAAAUCAAUGGCAAGCCGCCCCUCCCACGAAAGGAACCGCCCGUAAAUCAGGACGGCACGCGCACGUAUCAGAUAGCGGGCAUGCGGCGGGAUUUACCUUAUGGUGAGCCCGCUUCGACGAUCUUCAUCGUGACGGCGUCCUACCGCGACCCGGAAGUAGCCUCCACGAUCGCGCGGGCCUUCAUGCGCGCGGCGCACCCGGAGCGGAUCGUGGUAGGCGUCCAUGCACAAAACGCCGAAGGUACUAACGAGCCCGAGCGCGACCCUAUUGCGGGUCUCGAGCAGGCCGGCGUCAAGUGCCCGGACCACCCCGUCUGCGACGCCGUGUUAGAUGGGAGGGUCCGGGUGUCGCGGCAGCUUUGGAGUCGGGCGGAAGGGCCGACCGUCGCGCGGCACUACGCGGAGAGGCACUACCAGAACGAGACCUAUGUGAUGGGCGUCGACAGCCACUGCCACUUCGUGCGAGGCUGGGACAAUGUUCAAAUAGACAUGUUUAGGAGGAUAGGAAAUGAUCACGCGAUCAUCACCGCGUAUCCGGCGAGUUACGGACCCGCGAACCAGGGCGGCGACGGGUCCGAGCCCUUCGAGCCGCCGACCGAGGUUCCUUCGAUAGGCUGCAUACGACGCACGAGGCGCGUGAACGUGCACAACACGAUUUCAUUUAAACAUGACAUGUCCACGUGCUCUACGCCCAGCGAACCAAAGCGCGUCGCGUUCUUCGCGGCGGGGUUCUCGUUUGCGCGGGGCCAUCGGGUAUUACGGGUGCCCUACGACUGGCACACGCCCUACAUUUUUGAUGGGGAAGAAAUUAGUUUGGGCGUCCGGGCGUGGACGUGGGGCUACGACCUCUACCAGCCGGACCGGAACAUCAUCGGGCAUUUGUAUAUUCCCGCUGGGUCACCAUUGCGCCCGGUCUUCUGGACGACGGACUGGGGCAAGCGCUGGCCGUGCCAGUACCGGUCGUUGCUGCGCAUCCAGGAGCAGCUCGAUUUACAUAAAGUGCUGACGCCGCGCGAGUCGCUGGGCCCGGUAGAUCGCGACGACUGGGCCCAGUACGCGGCCGGGCCGCGGCGGUCGCCUUCAUCGUUUUUCGAGUGGGCGAAAGUGCCUGUUGUGAAUGAGUGGGGCGACAAGUGCCAAGGGCCCAACGGUCGGACGGGGCGCCAGUUCUGCUACACGGCGGACCUGGGCCCGGACUUCGCGCGCGCCGGCGGCAUGCCCUACGUGCCGUGGCGCGCGGGCACGGACGGCGCGUGGCCGCCGCUCGUCAGGUCGGCGCGGUACCCGCCGCCGGCCGCGGAGCACUGGCACGGACCAGCUUAAGUGUUUUUGU
Pelagomonas calceolata is the source of this 2201-nucleotide messenger RNA. NCBI's taxonomy places the organism in Eukaryota, Pelagophyceae, Pelagomonadales, Pelagomonadaceae. The record is from the annotation of a GenBank genome assembly.